Messenger RNA from Planococcus citri (citrus mealybug), 2983 nucleotides. Its product is annotated as UDP-N-acetylmuramoyl-L-alanyl-D-glutamate--2,6-diaminopimelate ligase-like. Gene Ontology annotation, biological process: cell division; biosynthetic process; regulation of cell shape. Gene Ontology annotation, cellular component: cytoplasm. Gene Ontology annotation, molecular function: ATP binding; acid-amino acid ligase activity. Bases 1308 to 2975 code for a protein of 555 amino acids. Lineage: Eukaryota; Metazoa; Arthropoda; Insecta; Hemiptera; Pseudococcidae. The transcript is spliced from 2 exons. The record is from RefSeq and is a predicted model, not a curated record.
CGAAACAGCUACCGGAAUUUCAAGCUUGUUCUGAACUUCUGAAGUUAUUACCUCGUCUUGUACCUUUCUACUUGUAUUUAAUUAUGUAAGCUCAUCGUUAUGAUUUUUUUGGGGGACUCGGUUUUUAAGCAGUAUAAGAAGAAUUCUAUAGCCUAGAAAUAAUUAAAUUCGAAGAUGACGAGGUAGAAGCAUGUACCUACUAGCUCAGGGUACAUUGCAACGUUAUUUUUCAAAAAUCAACUUAUUGGUAUUUUUUUCAUGUAUUAUGUUCUAUCUCACAUGUGUGAUGUACCUACUCGAUGUUAUUUUCUAAUUUUAGCUUCGUGUUUGAGACAAGGAGAGAAAAUUUAUAAUUGUUGAUAAUUCUGUUAAAUUUAUAUUACCGUGUUUAAUUUUAUAUAGAAAAAUGUAAACGUGAUAGGAGAAGAAAAAAAAUUAUCGUAGAAUGAUAAAUUAAAGAGAUCAUAAGUCGUCUCGUACUUAUAAAUGUUAUUUUAUGCUCAUUAUCACUCACGUUUUAUUUAUCAGUCAUGACAUAAUUUUGUCUGAAAAUCAAAUAGGAAAAAAAAAAUUAAUAAAAGUUUCAACUUAUACCUCUUGACUUUUUAUUACGUAACUAUAGUUUUGAAUGAUUGAAUCUGACGAACUACGAUACGACGUACAUCUGUCUACCUGUAAUCUGAUGUCUUCAUGUGGCAAUUCCAGAUAAUAAAAUCAACUAACCCGAAAAUUUUCUGGUCAGUAGGUAAGAAAAAAUUAUUUUUUCAAAAAAGAAUUUCCGAUAACGUUUAAAAACAUUUGGAACCAGAGUUAGAAAAUUUUUCAAAUUUGUGUUCAAAAUAAGUAUGUACAUAUUUCGAAUCAUAGGUAGAUUCCCAACUUUGGAAUUUUUCAACAUUAAGUAUUUUAUUUUCCUUCGUCUUUAAUCGUGGAAGUUAAUUCCGUAUUUUUUGUUUCAGCAAACAUAUUUUCGCAGAAGUAGAAUAAAUUGCAUACCGAAAAACAUGAAGGGAAAGACAGGCAAAUUUAUUUUUUUUUAUCUGAAUCGAUCACCAUCUUCACUAUAGACUUAUGUAUAAAUUUAUCGAUUCAAAGAUUUCUAUUUAUUCUUAUCACUUCGACUUCAAUUUAUUACUUUAUCCAUCAGUAAUGAUGAAACAUAUCUUGGUAUCGAACUAUGAAUUUCGCGUACGUUUUUUCUAUGCUUUGGUGUAGGGUAUUCAUUUACUCACAUUUCGAAUGCUAUAAACAAGCAUUGAUUUAAAAAAAAGACACGAAUGUUUGUAGGAAGUCGUAAUUUCUGAAUAAUGAAGUCGAUUAAUCCCAAAGUAAAUAAAUUAUUCAUUUUCUACCACGUUUUAUCAACUUUUCAACAUGCAACAUUUUGCAUCCAUGCUUAUGAGACAACUCUUGGGAAUGCAUUCACUUCAGGAACGACCACUGCAAGUCCUGCCAUCAAUAAAACAGACACCCCUACUAUUCAAAAUACUCGCGUUGAAGAAAUCACAUCAAUUUUAUUUCAAAAGCAUCAUGUUAAAAGUUUAUCAAUCAAUUCUAAAAUGGUCAAUCAUGGCGAUGCGUUUUUCGCACUCAAAGGACUAAAUACAGAUGGAAAUGAUUACAUUAUCGAUGCUCUAAACAAAGGCGCAGUUGUAGUCAUCACCGACGAUGAAAAAAGCAUCAAAAUCGAUCCAGAUAAAAUAAUUUUCGUGAAAAAUGUUCAAAAAGCUUUAUACAAAGCUAUAGAAAUUUUCUAUCCUAAAAAACCAAGGAUCUUAAUCGCCGUUACUGGUACUAAUGGAAAAACUUCAGUGGUAUCCUACAUAGCUCAACUUUAUUCAUCAUUGGGAAAAAAAUCAGCAUCCAUUGGCACAAUAGGUGUACAAGUUUUUGAAUGCGAUAACUCGACAAUGAAAGAUGCGCCAGAAAUAUCUAAUAAAGAUGAACUACAAUUUACAACACUUGAUUAUUUGAGUUUCAGAAAAAUUGCUUAUAAUUUAACCGAAGCGGGUGUUGAAUACUUGGCUUUUGAGGCUUCCAGCCAUGGUCUUGAUCAAGGAAGACUUGGAGAAAUUAAAGUGGACGUGGCGUGUUUCACUAGCUUUAGCCAGGAUCAUUUAGACUAUCAUCUGAACAGCGAGAAUUAUUUACAAGCCAAGGUGAAGUUAUUUACUCAUCAUCUGUUAGUUGAUGGUAUUGCGAUUUUAAGUUCUGGUAUUAAAGAAAUAGAAUUUAUCCGAGCGUGCUUAAAUAAGCAUAAUGUCAGAUUUAUGACGGUUGGCGAAAAAGAUAACGGAGAAGGAAAUUUGAAGAUUACUAAAAUUACUAGUUCUUUGCACGAGCAAAAUAUCUUCUUCGAGUUUGGAUCUUCAAAUUAUACCUUCAAUACCUCGAUUAUUGGAAGCUUCCAAGCUAUCAAUUUAUUGAUUGCUGCUUCCAGUGUUCAUUACACCAAUAAUACGAGUUUCACCUUUGACAAAAUUAUCAGCGUUUUGCCAAAGAUUGAGUCAGUUAAAGGUAGAAUGGAACGAGUAGAAAGCACUGGUGGUAAUAUUUUCGUCGAUUAUGCGCAUACUCCCGAUGCUCUUGAAAAAGUUCUGAAAGAAUUGAAUAGCAUAAAACUACAGGGUGCAAAAUUAGUAGUGAUUUUUGGCUGUGGAGGUAAUCGUGAUAGAAUAAAACGAAAUCAAAUGGGCAAAAUUGCUGGGAAACUGGCUGAUAGCGUCAUUGUUACCGAUGAUAAUCCUCGUCUCGAAGAUCCUGCGUUGAUCAGACAAGAGAUUAUAAGUGGUAUUGACGGAGGGAAUUAUAUUGAAAUAGGUAACAGAGAAGAAGCUAUUAAACACGGUGUGAAUAAUUUACAACUAAACGAUAUCUUAGUGAUUGCUGGUAAAGGGCAUGAAAAUUACCAGAUUAUAGGUAAUGAUGAGAUACUUUUUAGUGAUGUUGAAAUCGUGAAAAAAUAUACUGUGUAAUGAUGGAA